AUGCCGCCGCCUUCACAACUCGCCAUUGCUACAGGCUCCGUCAACCGCCUUCUCAAGGAGGAAGCUUCGUACUACAAGGAGCUCGAACAGGAGGAAGCCAGCAUUGAAGCCUUGAAGAAGAAGAUUGACAGCGGCGUCGGCGACAGUGAUGAGAACGCCCCGUACAUACUCAAGCAGCAGCAAACCGCCCUCGAGCAGACAAAGGGCGUUUUCGGACCCCUGCGAGAAAAGAUUGCCCUCGCUAUCGAGAAGCUAGAGGAGCAGCUCGCUGUAAGCGACCAGCUCAAUGUGCCGGAGGAGCAGGUGCAGCAGGCCAAGGAGACGCUGGCCAAGGCCAAGGCCACUCAGACCGAUGCGUAA
Fusarium pseudograminearum CS3096 is the source of this 360-nucleotide messenger RNA. RefSeq lists its product as uncharacterized. Gene Ontology annotation, cellular component: cytosol; microtubule cytoskeleton. Gene Ontology annotation, molecular function: beta-tubulin binding. The transcript is spliced from 2 exons. Gene Ontology annotation, biological process: post-chaperonin tubulin folding pathway; tubulin complex assembly. The record is from RefSeq and is a predicted model, not a curated record. NCBI's taxonomy places the organism in Eukaryota, Fungi, Ascomycota, Sordariomycetes, Hypocreales, Nectriaceae. The coding region runs from base 1 to 360 and encodes 119 amino acids.